GUAGAUUGUGUGGGACAUGAUAAUUUAAGUGUAGCACAUGUUGCUGUAAAUAUUCUAUGUUUAAUAAUAAUGCCAUGGAUAAGUAAUCACCAGAUAUUAUCUGGUUUGCAAAAUGUUAUGAACCGUGGUGAAAUUCAAAGAUUUAGAGUUUAUGAGAUACUGAUACAGUUGAUUUACAAAGAUGAAUUAGUACAAUUAAAUGUUAUUGAGUUGCUAACACAAUUAGCUAUGUCUGACCACGGUUUUAAUUACUUAGAGAAUAAAGGCAUAUUUAAACAUUUUGCUGUACAAGUGGAAAAUAUAGAUCAAAAUCCAUUGAGUCCUCUAAUUUUACCAGGAUUGUUAAAAUUCUUUGGUCGAGUUGCUCAUACCAGACCGACAUCUAUGUUGACUCAAUAUAAGAACAUUCUUUCAAAAAUUUUUGAUAUUGUUCAAAAUAGCUAUGAUGAAACAUUGCUACUUGUAUCAUUGGAUACUAUAGGAUAUUUAGGUGCAACAAGAGACGGCAAAUUUGCUUUAAAUAAUAACCAUGAAAAUAUGGUUGCCACAUUGAAGAAAAUUGGAUUUUAUAUUCAUAGCGGAUCAACCGAAAUUAGGAUUCGAGCAUUGGAUUGUUUAAAACAUUUAGUUGAAAUUGAUCCAAGUGAUACGAAUAAUGAAAUACAAUCUAUUACACAAAAAUGGUUUAACACAUUGUGUGAAAACCCAGUUGACUUCAUUUUCAAUGUUUGUAGAAAACCAUUCCCGGAUAUUAAAUUGGCAGCGUGGGGUAUUUUGAAAGUUAUUGCUUGUCAAUUAUGGGGUGCAGAUUUGAUUGUAAAUAAUCCAGGUAUCAUAGAAUAUUUGCUAGACAGACGAACAGAGAACUUUAAAGAUGGAAAACAAGCAAAGUUUGACAUAAUUUUUGCAUUAAAUCAAAUUCCUGAUUUAGAUUUAGAAUUGAGACAAAGACUGCAGUUGUAUAUUGCUGAAGGACCAUUUUAUGUUGAAGCUGUUACAGACAUUGCCAUUGAGGGAGAAUAAAUCAUGUUUAUAGCAUCAUAUUUUGA
This is a messenger RNA of Ctenocephalides felis (cat flea), 1049 nucleotides long. Its product is annotated as 26S proteasome non-ATPase regulatory subunit 5-like. Gene Ontology annotation, cellular component: cytosol. Gene Ontology annotation, biological process: proteasome assembly. The record is from RefSeq and is a predicted model, not a curated record. The transcript has 6 exons. Lineage: Eukaryota; Metazoa; Arthropoda; Insecta; Siphonaptera; Pulicidae. The annotation marks the transcript as partial.